Messenger RNA from Pseudophryne corroboree (corroboree frog), 6700 nucleotides. RefSeq names its product lysophospholipid acyltransferase 2-like. Gene Ontology annotation, cellular component: membrane. The record is from RefSeq and is a predicted model, not a curated record. NCBI's taxonomy places the organism in Eukaryota, Metazoa, Chordata, Amphibia, Anura, Myobatrachidae. Gene Ontology annotation, molecular function: acyltransferase activity. Gene Ontology annotation, biological process: lipid modification. Bases 333 to 1538 code for a protein of 401 amino acids. The transcript has 13 exons.
CCUGCCGGUGCGCUGGCAGCUGGCCUGUCCCCGUGAUCCUCACUGCUGCCACCCGGUCCCCCUCUCAGUCAGGGCCCGGGACUGGAGUCCCCACCAUCCUCUCUUAAUCAAUCCCUACCCCCAGAUCACAAUGCUCUAGGCGGCUGCCUAAAGCUGAAAAAAAUGGUAGAGUCGACCCUCUUUCUACCUCCAAAUAGAUAUGCAGUAUAUGCAUCUGUUUAGUGCGUAUCUUCCUCAUCGGACAGCUCUCUGCACUGAUCCUGGCCUUCCUGUUCCGAUAUUGUCUGCCUCCCUCUCAAUGUGGUGCAAAAGUCAGACAUGGUGUGGCCUCCAUGCUGGGAAUAUGUUUGUCGAUCUACUGCUUUGGAUGGCUCACCAUGUUUCUCAUAGGAGAAGUCAUCCUAUGCUAUCUCAUGCUUCUUAUGGUUGAUCCUAGAAGAGUUCAUAUGUACACAUUGUUGCUGACCAUGUUCUAUCUCACUUUCUUCCACAUCCGAAGAUAUGCAAACCCUUUGGUGGAUGACCUGGACUUCACUGUGGCUUUAAUGACAUUGACCCAGAAAUUAAGCAGGGUGGCAUUUGAAUAUCAUGAUGGUUCAGUGCGCAGUGAUCAGUCCCUGAGCCCCUCACAGACACGCCUUGCUAUUCAUGCUCCUCCUGGAAUCCUCCCAUAUUUAAGUUACACAGUCGGGUUUUUAGGACUUCUUGCUGGACCUCUCUGUUCUUUCAAUGACUACCAGAUAUUUAUACAUGGAGAGGAGAAGAAAAGGAACCCAAAUGUGGCAGUGUGCAAGAAAUUGUGCCUAUGUUCUGUUCUUCUGGCUGCUCAUAUUACCUUGUCAGAUCGAUUUUCUGUAUCUAGUGAUCCCCACCGCUCAGUGACUGGACAUUUUGUGAACCUCUACCUCACUGCAGCGUCUAGAAGGCCCAAGUACUAUUUUGCCUGGACACUAGCGGAUGCCAUAAAUAAUGCAGCUGGCUUUGGGUUUAAUGGAAUCUCUGAAGAUGGGCUGGAGAGAUGGGACCUGCUGUCCAACCUGAAUAUAAUAGGAAUUGAGACAGCGACCAGCUUCAAGAUGUUUAUUGAUAACUGGAACAUACAGACAGCAGUAUGGUUAAAAGAGGUUUGUUAUGAUCGAAGUCCAUUUUGCCCACUGCUUUCUACUUUCCUGCUCUCAGCAGCCUGGCAUGGUGUAAAUCCAGGGUAUUACUUGACCUUUCUCACCGCUGCGCCUAUCACACUUGCUGCUCGCAAGGUGAGGCAAACAGUACGUCCAUGGUUCCAGCAUACAUCAUGGAGCAAAUCAGUGUAUAGUGUGACCACUUGGGCUUGUACACAGAUAGCAAUGAGCUACACUGUGGCACCAUUCAUACUGCUAGAACUUGGACCAUCGCUGCAACUAUACAGAUCUUUGGGCUUCUUCUUACACAUUCUACCUUUCCUGCUACUGCUUAUUCUCCCUGAGCGAAAAAGACUUCAGCCAGUAAAAUCAAGACCUACAGAGACAACAUUCAACCACCUAAAGAAGGAAAUGUAAAGUUGAUGACCAUGUAUUUUUUGUACAAAUGCGCAUGUGAGCCUCAGAUUAAUAAUUUUAUUAGUACAUGUCAGUAACUUAUUUUAAGGAAGAGUCUGUAUUUGUAUGUGUUACGUAACAUACCAAACUGAGGCGGUCCAGGAUCUGGUAGUCUCCUGAGGUGAGAUUCUACAAUAGCCAUACCCAAAUAUUGUAACAAUCCUUGUUACAACUUAUUGCCCUGGUGUUGCCUCUGGCCAACUAGUAUUUUCUGAAUUAUAUUCAGAUGUUGGCUAUGGAAAUGAAUGCUUGAAUUCAUACAUUUUGCCUUCAUCUAUGUUGUUUGUAUUUUCUUUGUGCAUUGAAAGUUGAACAGAGUUGAAGGCCUGUUAUAAUGAACAGUGAUUAUACCAAGGACUGUGUAGGAAGCCUUCCAAAGCUUUAGGUACCAUGCACUGCUAUGCAGUUUCCAUGGGUUUCUUUACAUAGGAAUGGAAAUCCAUGAAAUCUGGAUAGCCCUGAAUAAAGAAUCCGCUCCAUAAUUUGACUGUGUUUACGGCAUGAUAGCUAGUGCACAUAUAGCGAAUGCUUGUAAAUUCUACAAGAUACAGGUUGAGUAUCCCAUAUCCAAAUAUUCCGAAAUACGGAAUAUUCCGAAAUACGGACUUUUUGAGUGAGAGUGAGAUAGUGAAACCUUUGUUUUCUGAUGGCUCAAUGUGCACAAACUUUGUUUAAUACACAAAGUUAUUAAAAAUAUUGUAUUAUAAGACCUUCAGGCUGUGUGUAUAAGGUGUAUAUGAAACAUAAAUGAAUUGUGUGAAUGUAGAUACACUUUGUUCAAUGCACAAAGUUACAAAAAAUAUUGGCUAAAAUUACCUUCCGGCUGUGUGUAUAAGGUGUAUAUGUAACAUAAAUGCAUUCUGUGCUUAGACUUAGGUCCCAUUGCCAUGAUAUCUCAUUAUGGUAUGCAAUUAUUCCAAAAUACGGAAAAAUCCGAUAUCCAAAAUACCUCUGGUCCCAAGCAUUUUGGAUAAGGGAUACUCAACCUGUAGUACAUAUUCUAUAUUCAAAGCUUAUCUGGGAGAUAAACUUGACAAUCUGUAUUGCUACAUAUUGCAGCGAUACAAAAUAAUGUCCCGCUGCUACUGUACUCUAGGCUAGCUCCCUGCUCGCUACUGUACUCUAGGCUAGCUCCCUGCUCGCUACUGUACUCUAGGCUAGCUCCCUGCUCUUCCUAUUCAUCCUCAGCCUAAUGCUGCCGGUGAUAAAGGAGUAUGACAUUUCUAUGUAUGGCUAACUUCCUUGGAUAGUUAUUUGACCCAGGAGGGAUAUAGCAAUGCUUCACUGUAGGGAUGGCCAUUGGUGGGCUAUCCAUCGAUGGUCACCAUUGAUGGCUAACAUCAAUGGUAUAGAAUUAUCUGCAUGGGAAUCACCGGUGGUUUCACCGACUGAUGGUCAUCCUUCCUUUACUAAGGAGUGGUCUGCCGGCCAAUCAGUGACUGGGGACAGGGCUUCACGGAUGUUGGGGGGUGAAGCUAUGCUCCUUGGGCUAUACCAUCGAUUGCAAGAAACCAUUUGGUAUUCAACAUCGGCCAUAGACCAUUGAUGAUUUUGAAUCAUCGAUGGUCGGUAGCCAUCCCUACUUCGCUGGCUUUGCUGGUCUCCACUUGUUGGGUAAUACAAAUGCCACUCUGAGAUGGCGUUAAGGAUUCAGUGUGAUUUACUGGCGGAUGGGAUGCCCUGUCUAUAGCCCAACAGGGCAUCCUGCCCGCCAGAGCGCAAAGAGACCCCUUGUGGGCUUUUUGCGCAUGCCACACCAUGCUGCGGGCUUGGUGGCUCGCCGCGCUCGCCACAGGAUCUAUUCCCACUCUAUGGGUGUCGUGGACGCCCAUGAGUGGGAAUAGUCCUGUUGCGCUGGGAUUCUGGCUGUCGGGAUUUCAGCAUCGGUAUCCUGACUGCUGGGAUCCGACAGCCAGCACAUUAAACGCUUCCCGGCGUUACGUUUUUUUUACCACUUAAUAAAUUGCUAACAGUCACCCUCCUCAUAGAGGUCCAUGGGAACAGUGUUAGGCUGCAGUAACUAGGGUAUUGGAAGCAAAUUCUCCAGCAUUAACUCUUUAUUAAAUAGGCAAAAGCAUAGCUGUUUGCCAGUGUGUUUACCAGCAAAAAUACUUUUUGAAUAUUCCUCCUAUUUGAUCACUUUCUCUGUUACCACAGUCAUCUUUCCCCUCUGACAAAUAGCACUAUAUUUAGGAAUACUCCAAAAGAGGUGCUUACUGUGCCUGACAAAUCAGAUGUAUAUACCAGUUUGCAUGUUUUAUUUUCCGAUCUUGCAAUUCUUCACAGCGAUUUAAAAAGUAGACCUGGGUUAAGCAGCACUUUAUUUAAAAUGUAAUGGCGUUUGUCUGGAGCUAACUGAAAAUUCAAUAAAAAUCAGCACCUGCCAUUAUGUAUAGCAUAUUAAGCAACUUUUAUGAAACCACUGUGGCUUAUGAAAUUGUAUGUGAUCUUUGAUCUUUAUAGGGAAAAGUGUGCUGAUUAAUUAACUUUAAAAACAAAAGAAUGCAGUGCACUCUAUAAAAAUUAAGUAAACAGGGAAAACAGCAUGCAAGACUACUUAGCAAACACCUGUAGUACACUAGCGGUGGAACAGGUGCUCAUUUUACCCAUAUUUUAUGUUGAUAUACUCCAGAGUAAACAUCCAUAGUUGCAUUAUAAAUAAAAGUGCGGUCGUCUACUGUUUAUAUUGCAUUCACUUUUAAUGCCACUGGGAUCACCACCACCAAAUAUCACAAAACUGGAAACAAACUUUCCAAUAUGAUUUUAUCGUUUUACUAGGUUCAGAAGUGCCAAAAACGUGAUGCUAAUUUGUACAGUUUUCCCUUAUUUAGUAGAACAUGUUCAGUUUCAGUGUCUGGAUUUAUAAAUGUUGCUCAUUGGUAGGAAUGGAACACUAUACCUUGCAGUUCUGACUCACAGUAGUUUCACAGGCUGUUGGCCGUAGUGGACAGCAGUCACACAGGAACAGACAAAUAUAUAGAACCAGGUAACAAAUAUCACUGAAAAGUUUGGUUUGCUUGACAGAAUGUAUCAUUGUUAGCGGAGAAACUCCUAGAGAUAUUGGGGGUCAUUCCGAGUUGAUCGUAGCUGUGCUAAAUUUAGCAUAGCUACGAUCCAUCACACUGACAUGCGGGGGGACGCCCAGCACAGGGCUAGUCCGCCCCGCAUGUCAGUGCCGCCCCCCCCCCCCCCCGCGCAGAAGUUCAAAGGCAUUGCACAGUGGCGGCGCCUUUGCACUUCAAGAGUAGCUCCCGGCCAGCGCAGCUUUAGCGUGCUGGCCGGUAGCUACUCAUCUCUCCCCGGCCUGCAGUGGCUGCUUGUGACGUCACACAGCCGCUGCGGCCCGCCUCCCGUUUGGUCUGGCCACACCUACGUUGGCCGGACCGUUCCCACGAAACGGCGGACAAACACCGCCGUUCUGCCCCCUCCUGCCCAGCGAUCGCAUCUGCCUGUCAAUCAGGCAGAGGCGAUCGCAGCCCUGCUACAGCCUUCGCCGUCUGGCAUGUGCCGGCGCACUAUGGCACCGGCGCCUGCGCAGUAGAGACCUGUUCGCUCGGCUGCGAAAAACAGCAGCGAGCGAACGGGUCAGAAUGACCCCCAUUUAGCGUACUCUCUACUUCCCACUUGCACUUUGGGGUCAAUUCAUGAAGCAGUGAAAAGAGUAGAGAAGUGAGCCUGUGGAGAAGUUGCCCAUGGCAACCAAUCAGCUGCUCCAUACAAUUGUAUAGUAUGCAAAUUAUAAAUGUUACUUCAAUGCUUAUUGGUUGCCAUGGGCAACUUCUCUACUGGCUCACUUCUCCAUACUUUUCACUGCUUCAUGAAUAGACCCCUUCUUCGGGGUCAGUCCUAUUCCCUGUGAUGUUUUUGCAGGUGUACGCAAGUGUGGCGCUGUCAUGGUACCGCCGACAUGAUUUUUGUUCAUAUCUGCGAGUCAAUCACUAAAAGGGACCGCAAGGGGUGUGAGUUCAGGUGCCAUUACCAGUAUUUGCACACCACGACAACAACACCUUGCACCCUCCAUGUGGAAUAGGAUUGACCUCUUUGUGUACUGUUAGUGUACUGUGUUUUUGUGCAAUGUCAUGGCACACACAAAUGUAUUUCAAUGUAAAUAGUCUUACAGUGACAAAUCUAAUAACAUACUAAAGUGUAUACAAAGUUAAUUGAAACAUGCAAUUUAGACUAACAUGACAAAAUAUAGAUAGUUGAGACUGAGGCUAGUAAUGCUGAAUGGUUUUGUAACAAGCAUGUCCUUAUGUACAGAUAUGCAACGUAAUACAGAAAAGCCUGCUAGUGUAAUAUUAUGUAGUAUUUAAUGUGUUUUUUUUAUGUUUUGCACAUCUAUUGUCUUUGUUUGUGGUUUAUGUCAUCAAUAAGGGCUGAGCAAAACAUUCAACUUUAGUUAGUACUAGAGUAAAGUGAAUAAAAACAUGUACAGUAGCAUGUGAUAUUAAGAAUAAUUGUACUUAGUGGCCUAGAAUACGAACUGGCUGUAUAUGGGCUAAUAUGGAUAGGGCAAGAGACAGUAGCAUACGAGUAUUCCAUAAACUUUACAAGCGCUGUGUGUUGUGUUCAAGAUUGAGAAAAUGUAGUCUGGAGUCUCAUUCACUAUAGAAAUAAAUGUUCUCUGUUUUCUAAUGCCCUUUUUACUGAACGCAACUUGAACAAAGCAUACCACUGGCACUGAUAGCGUACAGAUUUUUUUAUUCUGAACUGUUGCUUAAGUAUUUAAUACCGAUUUUAAUAUUAUUGUUAUUGAUUUAUAAUUACAGAUUUAUUUUAUAUAUUACAUUCUUAAUAAAAAAAAAAAUCUUGAUAAAUGGUGCAUAUUUAAUUGUAAUACUGUAUUACUCUUUGUUCUAUGCGUGUUUUCAUUUGCUAUGCUUUUUAUAGUUAUAUUUAUUAUUGCAUAAUGUAUAUUUUAUUUCUGAAUGAUGGUACAUUGUGUGUAAUAUAUACAGCCCUGUAAGGUAUGUAAAAUCUGAUGAAGGUAGUUAAUGUGGAAAUAAACCAUUAAAUAGAUCAAGACAUGUUAUAGGGGAGUGUGAAAUGUGCUGUCAUACUGUGAGGACAUCUCUGCUUACUCAAAAUUAUUUGAAGUUGCUAGUGACACACUACCAUAUCCA